Molecule: messenger RNA, 1251 nt
Organism: Saxophila tyrrhenica
Lineage: Eukaryota; Fungi; Ascomycota; Dothideomycetes; Mycosphaerellales; Extremaceae
Product: formate dehydrogenase (NAD+)
Exons: 4
Coding region: 1-1251 (416 amino acids)
Cellular component (GO): cytosol
Molecular function (GO): oxidoreductase activity, acting on the CH-OH group of donors, NAD or NADP as acceptor; NAD binding; formate dehydrogenase (NAD+) activity
Source: RefSeq, a predicted model, not a curated record
AUGGUAUUUGCACGAUCUGCCUUCCGCGCCGCCCGUCCCGCGAGCUCUCUGCUCAAGCAGAGCAGCGCGCCUGCUUCGGCACUGCGCGGGGCGUCGCUGGCCAAGACGGCGAGCCUGGGAGGUGUUCGCACGCUGACAGCGACUUCGUCGCGACAGGGCAAGGUUCUCCUCGUUCUGUACGAUGGCUUUGAGCACGCCAAACAAGAGCCAAAGCUGCUGGGUACCACCGAGAACGAGCUCGGCAUCCGCAAGUGGCUCGAGGACCAGGGCCACACUCUCGUGACCACCUCCGACAAGGAGGGCGAGAACAGCAAGUUCGACCAGGAGCUCGUUGACGCUGAGGUCAUCAUCACCACACCCUUCCACCCUGGCUACCUCACUGCAGAGCGCCUUGCAAAGGCGAAGAACCUCAAGAUCGCCGUGACCGCUGGUAUCGGCUCCGACCAUGUGGACCUCAACGCCGCGAACAAGACCAAUGGCGGCAUCACCGUCGCUGAGGUCACUGGCUCCAACGUUGUCUCCGUCGCCGAGCACGUCGUCAUGACCAUCCUGACCCUUGUCCGCAACUUUGUCCCAUCUCGCGAGAUGAUCAAGGCCGGUGAAUGGAACGUCGCCGCUGUCGCCAAGAACGAGUACGACCUCGAGAACAAGGUAGUCGGUACCGUCGCUGUUGGCCGCAUUGGUGAGCGUGUGCUCCGCAGGCUGAAGCCAUUCGACUGCAAGGAACUCCUCUACUUCGACUACCAGCCACUUUCGCCUGAGAAGGAGAAGGAGAUUGGCUGCCGCAGGGUCGAGAACCUCGAGGAGAUGCUCGCGCAGUGCGACGUUGUCACCAUCAACUGCCCGCUCCACGAGAAGACCCGCGGUCUCUUCAACAAGGAGCUGCUCAGCAAGAUGAAGAAGGGUGCAUGGCUCGUCAACACCGCCCGUGGCGCCAUCGUCGUCAAGGAGGACGUCGCCGAGGCCCUCAAGAGCGGCCAGCUCCGCGGCUACGGCGGUGACGUCUGGUUCCCACAGCCAGCGCCCAAGGACCACCCGCUCCGUUACGCCGAGCACCCAUGGGGCGGCGGCAACGCCACCGUGCCUCACAUGUCCGGUACCUCGAUCGACGCCCAGGUGCGAUACGCCACCGGUGUGAAGAACAUCCUCGAAUCGUACUUCAGCGGCAAGCAGGACUACAGGCCCGAGGACUUGAUUGUGCACCAGGGCGACUACGCCACCAAGGCGUACGGCCAGCGUAACAAGCAAUAG